Molecule: messenger RNA, 2942 nt
Organism: Myxocyprinus asiaticus (Chinese sucker)
Lineage: Eukaryota; Metazoa; Chordata; Actinopteri; Cypriniformes; Catostomidae
Product: tektin-3-like
Exons: 7
Coding region: 295-1755 (486 amino acids)
Biological process (GO): cilium movement involved in cell motility; cilium assembly
Cellular component (GO): microtubule cytoskeleton; sperm flagellum; nucleus
Source: RefSeq, a predicted model, not a curated record
GAACAGUAGAGCAUUUUAUUUAUGUUUUUUUUUUUUGUUUGUUUGUUUGUUUUACUGUAUGUAGUUACGUAGGAAAAAUUAUAAUAACAUGUUACAUAUGCAUGCAAUGCAAUACAGUUUUUCUGAUGCUUUAUUCUGUAUGGCAUCAUCUCAACAUUCCCUCAGCCAUUUAACCCAGUGUAUUAGGGCCACAUGCCCAUGUUUUUCUGUGUGAGACAGUCACACACAUGCAGCCCACACAUAAAGUUAUUAACCCCAGAUUCCCCUAGAAAGAAGUGGCCAUUUGAUUGAAACAUGGAGCUAAUGGGAUCCACCCAAAUGGCCACUUAUGCACGGCCCAAAACCAGCCAUUUCCUGCCGGCAAUUUCCAUCACCAGUUAUAGGAGCCACCAGCCCGCCCUGACUUACAACCAAAAUUCAAACAUGCCCAGGAGAACUAAUUCUUACUUCAGAAGUGGCAGUGCUAUCCCGACUGUAGCAGGCCUUCAAAGCGACAACCUGGACCUGGUCCGGGCCAAGACCAUGUUCUACCCCUCAAAUAGGACAGCUCUUAGUACACGCUACAUGCCAGAUGACUGGUACAAGUCCAACCAGAGUAACUACAGGGAGUCUGAGUCGUCCCGGAAUAGUGCAGAAAGGCUUCGGAUGGACACAAUCCGGCUGAUCCAGGAUAAGGACCAGCUGACCCGCAGAACUCAGGAGACCACCAGCAAGAACAUUGGAGAGAGGCUAAAUGACAUCAGCUUCUGGAGAUCUGAGCUCAAUCAUGAGAUAGACAACAUGGUGACAGAGAUAGCAGCACUGACAGAGGUUAAAAGGAGGCUUGAAAGAGCACUCGCUGAGACCGAGGGGCCACUCCAGGUGUCUCAGGAAUGUUUGUUCCACCGAGAGAAACGGAUGUCUAUUGACCUUGUACAUGAUGAUGUAGAGAGAGAUCUAAUUAAGGAGGUAGAGGUGAUUAAGUCAUGUCAGGAGAGAAUGAGACGACAUUUAGGCCAAGCCAUUGCUCAACUAGCGUCGAAUCGUGCAGCACAGCACGAGCUAGAGAGAGACUUGAGUGAUAAGGUCACAGCACAGAGAAUUGACAACAGGUGUCAGCAUCUCAGGAACACCUCUGACAGUAUCAGCUACUACAGAGGAAUCGAUCGCCUGGACCCCUCUAUCAGUCUUCCAGACUCCUGGUCGAAAUUCACUGAUGACAACAUCGUACAUUCACAGAGCGAACGCACAAACUCUCACAAACUCAGGGAUGAGAUUGAGAUUCUGCUCAACGCCACUUCAAAUGAGAUGUGGAACCAGUUUAACACAGUAAAUGUGUCCUUCACCAACCGUAUCUCUGAGACAGCAGAUGCCAAGAACAAUCUACAGACUCAUCUGGCAAAGACAUUUCAAGAAAUCUUCCAGACUGAAAUGCUGAUUGAAGCUCUGAAAAAGACGAUCAGAGACAAAAAGAACCCGCUUAAAGUGGCCCAGACUCGCCUGGAAGAAAGAACUCGCAGACCCAACAUUGAGCUCUGCAGGGACAACCCUCACCACAGGUUAAUUACUGAGGUAAGGGAGAUUGAAGUCACCAUUCAUAAGUUGAGAGAGAGGUUGAUAGAGGCAGAGAACACUCUUCAGAACCUGGUAAAGACGAAAGUGACUCUGGAGCAUGACUUGUCAAUCAAAGCCAACUCUCUGUUCCUGGAUCAGCAGAAAUGCAUGAGCUUGAGGAAGAGCUUUCCAAGCACGCCCCGACUGGUCGGUUACACAUAGUUACACCCAAUCUAGCAGAUGCUUAACCAUGGCCCGCUUGGCAGACCCAAAUCCAAACUUUGACGUUUAAAAGAGAUGGAACUGCUUGACAGAUUCUUCUUCUCUUUAUAUAAGUGGAAUGGCACCUCUCACCUCACCGUUAUUGUCUCACUCACCUCUAUCUGUUAGUUUAAGUACACAAUAUUGUUUGUAAGAACUGAUUGUCUCUUGUUCUUUGAAUGUCUGGACACAAAAAUUAAUAAUCCCUGCUUGUGAAGUAACUUUUAUCAAUUCAGCACAAUGAACUGUAAUCAGUCCCUAAUGUAAGAUUAUAAACCAGGUUAAACACACAUGCCCAACAUUGUAAGUUAGUAUUAGUGCUCGAUUAAAACUAUGAGAAAAAUCACACACACAUAAAUAAAAAAAUAAUGAAUCUGACGAAGAGCAUUGAACUCGAAUCAUCACAUAUGCAUUGAGACAAGAAUUAAAGUAUUUUUGGGUGGAUUUUUGGUGAUUUUCUAAAUUCAGCCCUGUUAUGCUUGAAAAUGAAUUAUACUCCCAGAAUAAGCUUUGUUUUGCAUGCAUUUCAUCAAUGGCACUUUGAGUUUAUUCCAGCUUUGUGUAAGAAUGCUCCUUGACACUUAGAUGUGAAGUUUGUGAGGUGUCUGUAAAUGUAUACGAUGCCCCCGGCAUGCGACCUUAAGUAUGGAUGUUAAUGAAAGUGAAGUUUAUCAGUUUUAGAAAGUGAUAUGCAUAAGGAAUAAAAUAUAAAAAAAAUAACUAAGAAAAGAAAGAAAGCUUUUUAAGCAACUGUUAUGAUUGAUUGAAAUAAAUCAUUAGUUAAGAAAAAUAUCAAUGUGGUAAAAUACUCUAAACAAAGAAUAUAUUAUUGCAUAAAAAAGACUUUUGAUUAUUUAUAAUACUUUACAGUCAUGUAAAGUUUUUUUUUUUUUUUUUUAUUCAUAUCAGUAGUUACACAAACAUUAAGAUGAUCAUAAAUGCAAAGUUCAGUUUACUUGUGAUCUCAACUGCUCCAGACAUCUGUUGAACUGAGAUUGUUAACCAACUUGAUCCUUUCCCACUUCCUACCAAAGUGUGAUGUGAUUCUGACAGUUUAGAGACAGGAACCACACCACCUUGCUUUUGUUUGUUUAGUUCAGAGUUCUACUUCAGGACUGUCAUUGAUAAAUAAAGUGGUCUUGACUCAA